AGUGACACAUAGUUUUCUAUGGACCCAGCUAUGCCACAAAGCAUUUUACCUUGAAGUUCUGAAUGGAAGCAGAUCACCAAGAACAGAUGAAAUGAAGGUUGAUUGUGGGACCCAGGCUCUUCUCUAAGCUGUCCCCAAAGGAGAGAGGAACGAGAGAGAGAUAUUUUGCAUUCCUAAUAUAGCACAAGCUGUCUGGCCUGCAGAUAAGCAUGAGAAGUGUCCUGGCAGUUCUCCUUUCAGAUUUCGUUUUAUUCACUGUUUUGCCACAAGUCUCUUACAACGACCCGAGCUUCUCGUCAACAGCUUAGUCCGAAGCAGCAAGCACGACUCGCUGAUCAUGCUGUGGAAUGUGGAAGUAAAUACAAACCCCUGGUGCAUGGGAGAAUGAUAGACUGCAUUAGUCACAUCAUGCUCUACACAAUGUCACUGUGCUGGCAACAGUUCCUGGGUCUGAGUUUGAUGGUUCUCAUUACGCGAUCGACCGUGGGUUGCCCAGCUCGAUGUGAGUGUGCCGCCCAGAUCAAGUCAGUGGUCUGCUACAGAAAGCGUCUGACCGAAAUCCCGGAAGGCAUUCCCACCGAAACCAAGAUCCUCGACCUGAGCAAAAAUAAACUCCGAUCCAUUAGCCGGGAUUUGGCAGCCUAUCCCCUUUUGGAAGAGAUUGAUCUCAGCGAAAACGUGAUCACAAACAUCGAACCGGGGGCUUUCAACAAUUUGUUCAACUUGCGUUCCUUGCGGCUGCAUAGCAACCAGCUGAAACUCAUCCCGGCUGGCGUGUUCACCAGGCUCACCAACUUAACACGCCUGGAUCUGAGUGAGAACAAAAUCGUGAUUCUGUUGGACUAUAUGUUCCAGGAUUUGAGGAAUCUUAAGCACCUGGAAGUCGGCGACAAUGACCUGGUCUAUAUCUCACAGCGGGCGUUCAGUGGCUUGCUGGGUCUCGAACGGCUCACCAUUGAGAAGUGCAACCUGACGUCCAUUUCCGCAGAAGCCCUGUCCUACCUGCAAAAUCUGGUCACCCUCAGGCUGCGCUAUCUCAGUAUUAGCUUCCUGGAGGAGCAGAACUUCCGCAAGCUGUACAACCUGAAGGAACUGGAGAUUGCGUACUGGCCACUACUGGAGACCAUCAGCGCAACGACACUGUACGGACUAAACCUCACGUUGCUUUCCAUAACCAGCACCAACCUUUCCUCGGUACCUGCUGGAGCCUUCAGGAACAUGGUCUAUCUCCGAUUCCUUAACUUGUCCUACAACCCCAUCACGUCAAUUGACACUGGCUCGUUCCGUGACUUAAUCCGACUCCAAGAGUUACACAUGGUCAGCACUCUGCUGGCCACGAUAGAACCGCAAGCCUUUCUGGGACUGAGGCAACUGAAAGUGUUGAACGUUUCCAACAACUACUUGGUCACCCUGGAGGAAGGCUCUUUCCAGUUUGCGAGCAGCUUAGAGGUGCUCCGCUUGGACAACAACCCCCUCUCCUGCGACUGCCGCCUGCUCUGGCUGUUGCGGAGGAGGAACGAGCUGAGCUUCGACGGCCGGCAGCCGGUCUGCGCCACCCCGCCAGACAUUCAGGGCACCGAGCUCAAAGCGUUCGCUGAGUCUGCCCUGCACGAGUACUUCAUCUGCCAAAAGCCCAAGAUAAGGGACAGGAAAUUGCAGCACAUCACGGCCAGCGAAGGACAAACCAUCUAUUUUGUUUGCCCGGCUGACGGUGUGCCGGUUCCCGUUGUCAUGUGGAUCUCUCCUCAGCGCAGGAUGAUCACAAGCAAAAGCAUCGGUCGGAUGUCCGUGCUUAACGGGGGCACCCUGGAGAUCCGCUUCGUGCAGAUUCAAGACAGCGGGAACUACAUCUGCAUUGCAAGCAAUGCCGGAGGCAACGACACCUAUUUUGCCAUCCUGACUGUGAAGAGUUACCCCGCAGAUGGGGCCCUGUACACCAACAGAACUUUGUACUUUGCGGAAUUCAAUGAGACGUCCUUCAACGACACUCAGGUCUUCCUGAAAUUCACACUCGACCUUAAAACCAUCCUGGUGUCCACCGCGAUGGGUUGCAUCACCUUCCUGGGUGUGGUCCUCUUUUGUUUCCUGCUCCUCUUUGUGUGGAGCAGAGGCAGAGGACACCACAAGAAUAACCUGUCCAUUGAAUACUCCUUCCGCAAGGUCGAUGGGGCAGCCGUCAGUGGCGGGCAAGGAGGGUCAAGGAAGUUCAACAUGAAAAUGAUUUGA
Messenger RNA from Callorhinchus milii (elephant shark), 2226 nucleotides. RefSeq names its product leucine-rich repeat and immunoglobulin-like domain-containing nogo receptor-interacting protein 2. Gene Ontology annotation, cellular component: plasma membrane. The record is from RefSeq and is a predicted model, not a curated record. Gene Ontology annotation, molecular function: protein binding. Lineage: Eukaryota; Metazoa; Chordata; Chondrichthyes; Chimaeriformes; Callorhinchidae.